Molecule: messenger RNA, 1050 nt
Organism: Helianthus annuus (common sunflower)
Lineage: Eukaryota; Viridiplantae; Streptophyta; Magnoliopsida; Asterales; Asteraceae
Exons: 5
Coding region: 32-754 (240 amino acids)
Biological process (GO): DNA replication; DNA repair; DNA recombination
Cellular component (GO): nucleus
Molecular function (GO): DNA binding
Source: RefSeq, a predicted model, not a curated record
CGAGAUAACUCUUUGGGCAGAGAAAGCAGACAUGAUUCAAACAGAGGACAUCAUUGGCAAAGUAUUCGCAAUAACUGCAACCACGGUAACUUAUUUCAACAAACUACAACUCGAGUCCACAACAUCAACUACAAUUGCUAUCAAUCCACCAAUCCCAGAUCUUCAGACAUACGUGAACAGAUUUCAGGAAUUAGUGCCACUUGCAGAACAACAUGCAUCAUUAAGCCACAUCACUAUUGCUGAACUGAAGACAAAAAUUUACAACAAGACUGCGCAACAAGGACACUACACAUGCACUGCAAGAAUAACAGAAAUCGACGAGCUCCGCACCUGGUUUUAUGUGAAAUGUCCCAAAUGUGGCAACAAAGCAUAUCCGGAGAAAGACCAUUUCGUUUGCUUGGACGAUGAUAUAGAAGAAGAAGAAGCAAUUUUCAUGUAUUGCCUCAACGCAAAAAUAACAGACAACACAGACUCCAUAGAGGCAGUCUUCUACAACGAAGCACUUAAUGACAUUGUCAAGAUAAGUUGUCGUGACAUGGUAAUCGAUCUUGGAAACAGAAACCCGAAGGUGUUUCCAAACAAAAUAACUUCCAUAAAGGAGGAACCAAAGUUGCUGCACAUCGCUGUGAAAGGUAACAAUAACAUUGCCGUGAACAAAGCAGAAAAUCCAAGGACAUUCCAACCAGCAACACCAGACCCCAAGAAAAGAACUUUAGCACAGUUGCCAGACUCCGACAAGAAGGCAAAGCACUAAGCAUAACAAAGACAUGUAAAGCGCCAGCAACAACGUUUUGGCAACCUGCAAAAACUUUUGGAUGCUAAAGUAAACAAGACAAGAAAAUUGCCUUUUGUACAAACUUCAAUGGCAACUAACGUGUGUAGUAUAACCCCAGUUUGUAGCUGUUAGGUUCCGCCUCCUAUGCGGAAAAUAUAACACAAAGAUGGCCUUUUGUAACAACUUUACCGGCAACAAAUGAAUGUAAUAUAGACCCAGUAUAUAGCUUUGUACUUCUCGCACUUAAAAUCAUAUAACUAUAUGUAGUGUAUUCA